Messenger RNA from Vidua macroura (Pin-tailed whydah), 670 nucleotides. Its product is annotated as methyl-CpG-binding domain protein 2-like. Lineage: Eukaryota; Metazoa; Chordata; Aves; Passeriformes; Viduidae. The record is from RefSeq and is a predicted model, not a curated record. Gene Ontology annotation, molecular function: DNA binding.
UUCCCCCUCAGGAAUCCGGCUCCGGUUUCCCCUCAGGGGUCUCGCUCUCCGGUCCCACCGUGAGCCCCGCCAUGGUUUCUCCUCAAGGGUCUCUCACUGAGGUUCCCGCUCCGGUUCCCCCUUCAAAGCUCCCGCUCCGUUUUUCCCCUCUGGGCUCCCGCCAUGGUUUCCCCUCACGGUUCCCGCUCCGAGCCCCGCCGUACCCCGGCGGCCGCCGCGGUCCCGCCCCCGCUGUCUCUCUAUGGUGCGGCGCGGCCGCUCUGCCCCGCUCGGAGGCCGCUCUCGGGCCGGGCCGGGCUCGCCCCGGCGGCUGCGCGCGCAGCCCGCGCUCCUGGCGCCGCGCGCCCGCUCCGCCAUCGCCGCGGGGUCCCGGCCCCGGGCCCAACCGGGCCGGCAGCACCGAGCGGCUCCGGUAACAACCAACGGCCCAAGCGGGCCGGCAAGCCCGGGCCGCAGCGGCCCCGUCCCGCCGGGCCGGCGCAUGGAGAAGCCCGGCAGGAUGGACUGUCCCGCGCUGCCUCCCGGCUGGAAGAAGGAAGAGGUGAUCCGCAAGUCGGGCCUGAGCGCCGGCAAGAGCGAUGUCUAUUACUUCAGCCCCAGCGGGAAGAAAUUCCGCAGCAAGCCGCAGCUGCGCUACCUGGGCAAUUCUGUCGACCUGAGCUCCUUCUGA